GUAUGAAAUAUGAAUCAGUUGAUAGACGUCAGACGAUAACAACAAUUAUAUACAAUAACAUUGAACAUUGAAUAGUGAAUAUUGAAAUGUCUGAAAUUUAAGCAAUAAGGCAUUGUAACAAAAAAUUUAAAGUAUUCAACUGGCCCACUGAACUAUUGCAAUCUGGAGUAUAGUGUAGACAAAUCAGACAAAUUAGGUUUUAUGAGUAUUAUAGUCACACAGACAUCGAAAAUGGGAAAUUCAUAGAAUUGGGAUUUGUAAUGUAGCAUUUGCAAUUAAUCUCUCUUGUGGUGUUUGAGGGUUAAUGCUAGAUUCAAUUAUCUUUAGUGUUUAUUUCGAUUUUCAAUAAUCAAACUGAUUUUCUGGGUUCACUUUUUCAACACAAUUGAAUGAUUUUUAUUGGAUAGAUUCCAACGUUGUUUUCCACAAUGUGCUUGUAUCCAUCUCUGGUGUUGCAGAAUAUUUACAUUUAAGUUACAGUAACACAUCCAAAUUGACUGUUAAUCUACCGAAGUUAAAAUAUGUCUUUCGAUGAUGGAGUGCAAGCAACCAACUGCGAUGCGACAAAGUGCAAGUAUUCAGCUGUGAAGAUGGGCUAUUGGCAAGAUGAUUUCAUACAGUAUUUUGUUACCGGCUACGAACGUAAAACGCCGGAGAUUAAUCGAGGAUAUUAUGCUCGUACUAAAGGUGUCGCCAUGUUUAUGGACAAAUUUUUAAAGAAAACUGGAUCAAACUGUCAAAUCAUUAACCUUGGUGCUGGGUUCGACACUCUCUACUGGAGACUGAAAAAUAGUGGAAUAACAGUUAACAGUUAUAUUGAAAUUGACUUUGCUUCAGUUACAUCAAAAAAAUGUUUUUUAAUAAAAAAAAAUAAAAUUUUAUUACAGACCAUUAGUCCCCACGAGGGUGAAGUCAAAAUCAUAGGACCAGAUUUACAUGCACCUGAUUAUCACAUAAUUGGAGCAGAUCUUCGAAAUCUGACAGAACUAGAUAAGAAAUUAACUCAAAGUGGCAUACAWUUUGAUGUUCCCACAAUGUUUUUAACUGAAUGCGUUCUUGUCUAUAUGGAGCCAGAAAGUUCAUCAAUGUUAUUGCACUGGAUUGCUAAGAAGUUUGACGACAUUUUUUUUAUUAAUUAUGAACAAGUUAAUAUGAAUGAUAAUUUUGGAAGAAUCAUGCUUGAUAACUUACGUAAUAGAGGAUGUCAGUUAGCUGGUGUUGAUGCAUGUUUAAGCCCUCAAACCCAAAUGGACAGAUUUGUAAGAGUUGGUUGGGAUAGCGCACGAAGUUGGAAUAUGAUAAAUGUAUAUGAAUACUUGCCUGAAGAAGAUAAAUAUCGUAUGGAAAGAUUAGAAAUGCUAGAUGAACUGGAACUGCUUCAACAAUUGUUACAACACUACUGUAUUACAAUAGCCUGGAAAGGCAUAACCAUGGCUGACGUGGAUCAUUUAUAGCAGUUACAGCGGCAGGUUAUCAAUGACUUAGCUCAUAACCUGCAUAUUGGAUGUUGAACAAAAUUUCAUACAUUUAUAUAUUAAUAUUCAAUUACAUCUAAUUGUUUUUUUUUUUUUUUUUUUUUAACAAUUUAUC
Molecule: messenger RNA, 1590 nt
Organism: Diuraphis noxia (Russian wheat aphid)
Lineage: Eukaryota; Metazoa; Arthropoda; Insecta; Hemiptera; Aphididae
Product: leucine carboxyl methyltransferase 1
Biological process (GO): C-terminal protein methylation
Cellular component (GO): cytosol
Molecular function (GO): protein C-terminal leucine carboxyl O-methyltransferase activity
Source: RefSeq, a predicted model, not a curated record